CAAAAAAAAAAAAAGAGAGAGAGAUAGAUUGCAUUAUAACGAUGGGUUGUAAAUCAACUGUAUAUGGCAUUAACAUCACUAUGAACUGAAACCGUGAGGGCCUGUACUUCUGGUCAAUUCCAAGUGAAUCACAUCGGUGUAAAUUUUGGAGGCCCGAAAUCGUCAAACUGUGUCUCUCAAUCCAGGAAAGAGCCCGUGAUGGUUCCUUAAAUCCGUAACCUUGUGCUGAAUUCAACGCUCCUUCCAAUCCUUCUCUACCAUCCCCUAUUCCAAUUCCUUGUUUCCUUCCGGUCAAAUCCAUUCCCCAAACCAGUACAUACACUCAAUUCAGAGAUCGAACACAAGAAAAUUCCCAAAGAGGCUUUCUUUGAGACCACAAAAGCCUGAAAUUUAACAGCAGGAAACAUGGAGACCUCUUCUGGUGAAUCCAAACUUGCCAACGCCAGGACAAUCGUAUCUGCUGCUGCAUCUUUUGCUGCCACGGUGAUGUUGGUUCGGUCAAUAGCACAAGAAUUCUUGCCAUAUGAUAUCAAAGAUUAUGUCUUCUUCGGCAUUCGAAAGAUCUGCAACCGUUUCUCGUCAACUGCCACCAUGGUCGUCGACGAAUUCAAUGGCCUUGUUUACAACCAAGUCUACGAGGCUGCAGAGAUCUACUUAGGCAGCAAAAUAUCCCCCUCUUCACAAAGAUUCAAAGUGAGCAAGCCUGAGAAAGAAAAGGAGUUCAUUGUCACCAUGGAACGUAAUGAAGAAGUGGUUGACAUCUACAAUGGUAUCAAAUUCAACUGGGUUUUGGUCUGCAAACAAGUAGAAUCAACGAGACAUUUUCACAACCCUCGAGAUAUCAACUCCACGUUAAGAUCAGAAGUUCGUUCUUUCGAGCUCAGCUUCUCCAAAAAACACAAAGAAAUGGUACUCAACUCUUACUUGCCCCACAUUGUGAAGGAAGCGAAGUCCCUGAAACAAGAACGGAAGACGAUAAAACUCUUUACCGUUGACUCUGAAAGCAUGUAUGGCAACUUGGGGGAUUCUUGGAGAUCAGUGAAUCUUGAUCACCCUGCAACUUUCGAAACGUUGGCUUUGGACACAAAGCUCAAGGACACAAUCUUGCAAGAUCUUCAGAGGUUCCUGAAGAGGAAAGAUCAUUACAGGAAAGUAGGGAAAGCUUGGAAGAGAGGGUACUUGUUGUACGGUCCACCAGGGACGGGCAAAUCGAGCCUGGUUGCUGCAAUGGCUAAUUACUUGAAUUUUGAUGUUUAUGACUUGGAAUUGACCGAUAUACGGUGCAACUCGGAACUCAGGAAAUUGCUCGUGGCUACUGCAAAUCGGUCCAUAUUGGUGGUAGAGGACAUAGAUUGCACCAUUGAGUUACAAGACCGGAUGGCCGUGGCUCGUGCUUCACGUUUUCAGGAUUAUCCUCCUCAGAAGCAGGUCACGCUGUCAGGAUUGCUCAAUUUCAUUGAUGGGUUGUGGUCAAGCUGUGGAGAUGAGAGAAUUAUUGUGUUCACUACCAACCACAAAGAUAAAUUGGACCCAGCACUGCUGCGUCCAGGGCGCAUGGAUGUGCACAUUCAUAUGUCCUAUUGCACCCCCUCUGCAUUUAGAAUUCUUUCAUCAAAUUACCUUGGAAUUAAAGACCAUGCAUUGUUUGGAGAGAUCGAGGAGGCAAUUAGAACAACGGAAGUGACUCCGGCUGAAGUGGCAGAGCAGCUGCUUCGGAGUGACGAUCUUGAAACUGUGCUCCGAGACCUCAUUGGAUUCCUCAAGGUGAAAAAGAUAGAAAAUGAGGAAGCAAAGGCCAUUAAGAGUCAAGCAGAAUCGCUAACAAAUAAAGAAGCGCAAAGCACAGCCGCUGAAAGAGUGGAACAAAAGGAAAAUGAUGCUGAAAAGGAAACCAGAAAAUUGAACCCCAUUAUAUAAUAAAGGGCGUAGUACAUACCAUGCUAGUAUUUGAGAUAGAUGGUGCUCCUUCCCUUUCCACUCAAUGCUUAUCCCCAUCUCAUUUCUUUGUUAAAGUAAAAUUCCAAUCUCAAGCCCUUCUUACAAGUAUUAAAAGAUUCACAAGUUAAAUUAGUUCAUACCUUUUAACUGAUGCUUUUAUACAGUAUCCUUAAGAAUAAAAGUGUUUUCUUUUUGUCUUU
Molecule: messenger RNA, 2138 nt
Organism: Theobroma umbraticum
Lineage: Eukaryota; Viridiplantae; Streptophyta; Magnoliopsida; Malvales; Malvaceae
Product: protein HYPER-SENSITIVITY-RELATED 4-like
Molecular function (GO): ATP hydrolysis activity; ATP binding
Source: RefSeq, a predicted model, not a curated record